Messenger RNA from Rosa rugosa (rugosa rose), 1226 nucleotides. Its product is annotated as protein terminal ear1 homolog. The record is from RefSeq and is a predicted model, not a curated record. Gene Ontology annotation, molecular function: nucleic acid binding. The coding region runs from base 95 to 961 and encodes 288 amino acids. NCBI's taxonomy places the organism in Eukaryota, Viridiplantae, Streptophyta, Magnoliopsida, Rosales, Rosaceae. The transcript has 4 exons.
CUUCCAUUUUAUAACCCAGUUCAACCCUCACUCCCUCAUCCACAACUCAACAGCUAGCCCUUGUUCCAUUUUCAGAGACCAACAAGUCCUCACCAUGUCCUCAAAAUCUCUCAACCCAAAUUCCAAACCCUUCUUCCACUUUCCGUCCAUCACGUACACUAAACCCCUCAACCCUAAUGCCAACCCAUUUCACAUUCAGACUUAUCUCUGCAACCCUUCUUGGCAGUGGCGACCAUUUAUCCCAAAAACUCGUAACAAAUUAACAAUGGAUAAUCUUCCAAGAGUGAGACAGUUUUCCCGUACUAUGAACCACAAUAUUCCGGGCAGGCGUAAGCAUCAUGUCGUCUCCGGUCCUUCCGUUCAUGUAUGGAAAGCCAAGCCUGAAGAGCACAAGGAUUGGAGGAACGACAAAUUAUUGGAGAAGAAGAGGAGCAGCAAAGGGAAAGUCAUUCCUUUUCCUUUAUGUUCAUCUGACCAGAAACCAUUUUGCACCACAGUGAUGAUCAAGAAUAUUCCCAAUCAAUUCCGGAGGACUAAUUUGGUGACCAUAUUGAGAAGCCACUGCAAGGAGGAAAACAAAAAGUCUGAGUACAAAUCUGAGUUCGAUUUUGUGUAUUUGCCAAUGGAUUUCCAGCAAUACUGGGAGAAGAAGAGGGUUGUAAAUCUGGGUUAUGCCUUUGUCAACUUCACCAGUUACGUUGCUGCUUUGAGGUUCUUUCAAUACUACCACAACCGAGAAUGGAAUGUGAAGCUUAACAACAAAAUUUGUCAAGUUACCUGCGCCAAAAUCCAGGGAAAGGAAGCUCUUAUGCGGCUAUUUGAGAACAGUGUAUUCUGGUGCCACACGGAUAUGUACUUGCCUGUGGUUUUGGAACCAGCCUGUGACGGUGAGCUUCUGCCCGACCUCAUCAACGUUGGAAGCCGUGUUUGUGCACCUUCGAGGAAACCCAGAACAAAGUGAAGAAGUGAUCUUCAAUUAGUACUGGGGGUGCUGCGUAGAAUGGAGAAGCUGAGCGCCUGAGCUUGUGAUGUUAGUUAGGGGUUAUGGACUGAUAUGAUGUUGGCCUUUACUGUGUUUCCUAUAUCUCCCUAGAUGUAGUAGAACUUCUGGGGAGAAAAGGAAACAUUGUCCUUUUUCCUUUGUUUUCUUCAUGUAGUCUAGUUUUCCGAUUUGAUUUGGUACGCUGUGUUUUGAUUGUCUCCCUUGGUCAAGUAUGGCCAUGCUU